Molecule: messenger RNA, 964 nt
Organism: Orussus abietinus
Lineage: Eukaryota; Metazoa; Arthropoda; Insecta; Hymenoptera; Orussidae
Product: mediator of RNA polymerase II transcription subunit 22
Exons: 2
Coding region: 409-831 (140 amino acids)
Biological process (GO): regulation of transcription by RNA polymerase II
Cellular component (GO): mediator complex
Molecular function (GO): transcription coregulator activity
Source: RefSeq, a predicted model, not a curated record
GCUCACAGCAGAGAUGAGCAGAUAACAUGAAAAAAAAAUGGAUCCUAUUGUGAUCGACUAAUCCUGGAACUGGACCUGAAACUCACGUGAAACCGACUUAAGGGCAGCUGAGUGCAGUAGCGGAAUGCGAGUGUAUAAACAACCCCUCAACGAUAGAUAUCUCUAAAAGCGAUUGCUAAUUUUUUCUCGUAUCAGUUGUGUAAAUAUAAUUUCUCUAUUUUUUUUUGUACAUGUAAUUAUUGUAUGAAGCAUUUAUUGACAUUAUUGCAAUUUGAGAUCAAGUGAUUAAUGUAUGAAAUUAUUACUUUCCUAUUUCGCGGUAACCGUAGUUGACUAACCUCAAAAACGUCAGUUUUGUAGCGGGAAUAAUACGUUGUUUAAAUAACAAGAGCCGAUAAUUUGAAAAUCAUGACUACGCAAAGGGCACUACCGCAGAGUAAAGAAGCUCUUUUGAAAUCUUAUACUACGAGACUGAAAGACGAUGUGAAAUCUAUGUUGGAAAAUUUUGAAGAAAUAGUCAAGUUAGCUAAAGGGGAGAAUGAUAGUCAGUUAUCCCGAAUGACCCAAUGUGAGCAGGAUACGUACGAAAUGCACGUGCGAGCAGCAAAUAUUGUUCGUGCAGGAGAGUCUCUGAUGAAACUGGUAUCCGAUAUUAAGCAAUAUCUGAUUUUAAAUGAUUUCCCGUCAGUGAACGAAGCAAUAGCACAAAAUAGCAAGCUAUUCAGAACAAAGCAAGCAGAGUGUGAUCAGAAGUUGGCUUCCUUGAGGGAUGACAUGGCUGCAGAUCUUUAUGAUUUGGAAGAAGAAUAUUAUACCUCUAUAUAUAAAUAAUUUGAAUCAGAAAUAUCUUAAUAAUUUCAUAAAACUACACGAAUGACUGUUUUUGAAUGGGAACAUGCUGUUGGCUAACUAAAUAUAAGUGCACUGUACAUACUUAUUUAAAUAGAAUUGAUUUUUCUAAUUA